Zasmidium cellare ATCC 36951 is the source of this 1659-nucleotide messenger RNA. RefSeq lists its product as uncharacterized. The coding region runs from base 1 to 1659 and encodes 552 amino acids. Lineage: Eukaryota; Fungi; Ascomycota; Dothideomycetes; Mycosphaerellales; Mycosphaerellaceae. The transcript has 2 exons. The record is from RefSeq and is a predicted model, not a curated record.
AUGUCAGAAGAAUUGCAGGCUAAAGCAAAGCGUGCUCAAAAGCGUGUCCUCGAUUCCAUUCCUUCACGCUGGAUCUUGCCUGCCAAUGUCAAAGCCAAAUUCUCCAAAGGCGAUGCGAGAUCUAUAAUACCGGCCAGCGGCCUUCUUACAACUGCACAGAUCGAUAUCAUCAAUCACGAUGCCUCUGAUAUUGUCCAAAAGUUGGCGGAAGGGAAGUUCAAGGCCGCCGAAGUGAUGGAAGCGUUCUGUGCUAGCGCGGCUGUGGCACAUCAGGUGGUGAACUGUUUGGUCGAAUUCUUCCCCGAUGAAGCCAUAUCCCAAGCGAGGCAGCUUGACGAGCAAUUCUCGGAAACCAAAACGCUUGCGGGUCCCCUACACGGCCUUCCCAUGGCCAUCAAGGACACCCACGAUGUGAAAGGGAGGACUACGACCUGGGCUUUCGCCACUUGGCUGGACAGGCCGGCAGCUGAUGCAGACUCCUCCACCGUCAAAGUCAUGCGAGAUGCUGGUGCAAUCUUCUUUGCCCGAACGACGAUGCCUCAGACGGGGAUGGCCCUGGAGACCGUCAGUCCUCUUUGGGGCCGAACGCUGAACCCAUUCAAUCCGGCGGUUUUUGGUGCCGGCGGCUCUUCAGGAGGGGACGGUGCCCUGGUCGCAAUGCGCGGUUCUCCUGCUAGUGGUCUGUCCACAGAUAUAGGUGGAAGCAUUCGUGCGCCGGCAGCGUUCAACGGACUGUACGGAAUGCGUCCCACCGCGGAGCGAGUGCCUCGAACUGGUCUGGCUUCUCCUGCGGGAGGCAAUGUUUCCAUCAAGGUUUCUACUGGGCCAGUCUGCCACUCCAUGCAAGAUCUGAGAAUGUUCGUGAAGUUGCUCCUGACCCAUCCAACCCUCCCAUACGAGCCAACUGCCUGUUUGCCUUUCUGGGACGAGAUCGCAGCCUCAAAGUCUCGUCCGAAGCUUCGCAUUGGGUUGAUGUUGACCGACGACGUUGUCGAUCCACACCCUCCAGUACUACGUGCAUUGGAAGAAGUGCGGGCGAAGCUGAGAGCCGCUGGCCAUACCAUUGUUGAUUUUCGACCGCCAUUUGAUUGUUGGGAGGCUGCUUUGACGACCUGGGCACUCUACUUCCAAACAGGUGCUGCAGAAACCCUGGCGUUGCUGGAGGCUGGUGGAGAGAAGCCUAUCCCUGUAUUCGCGCAUUAUUUGAAGACGUUCGACAUCAAGCCACUCGCCGUAACGGAACUGUUUCGCCACAACGCAGCUCAGGCAGGGUAUAAAGCAGCAUUUCAGCAAUCAUGGGACGGAGACGGGUCUUAUGAUUGUAUCAUCUGCCCGUCUGCUCCUCUUGCCGGGUCUCCGCAUGACUUCCCGUUGUGGUGGGGAUAUACAACGCUCUGGAACCUGCUUGACUAUCCGUCGAUCAUGAUGCCGCUGAAGGGAUUCAAAAUCAAUUCUCAGCGAGACCCUAAGACAGCAGCCUACUCGCCACGUUCAAAUCCUUUCGACCGGGCCAACUGGGAGAUUUAUGAUCCCGAGGUCUGGAAGACUCAGCCCAUGACAUUCCAGAUAGUCGGUCGGCCUUACCAUGACGAGGCUCUGAUCAAUGUGUCGGAGGUGAUUGAUGGUGUCGUGAACGCAACCAACGCACCGCAUCUUUGA